This is a messenger RNA of Mercenaria mercenaria, 1263 nucleotides long. RefSeq lists its product as uncharacterized. NCBI's taxonomy places the organism in Eukaryota, Metazoa, Mollusca, Bivalvia, Venerida, Veneridae. The coding region runs from base 1 to 1263 and encodes 420 amino acids. Gene Ontology annotation, molecular function: nucleic acid binding. The record is from RefSeq and is a predicted model, not a curated record. The transcript has a single exon.
AUGACAUAUAUUGGGGCUCAUUUCAGUCUUGGUCUGGGACUAGUUUACCCAACACAGGACAGAGUUCAGAGUCUCAAAUGUGCAGUAUGGAACUUGCUAAAUGGUCAGAACACAGCACAUCAUUAUAUGGUCCUGUUGGGAAAAAUAGCCUCAUGCCUGGAUUUGAUUCCCAAUGCCAGACUUUUCAUGCGUCCUAUCCAAAUACACAUGUUACAGAACUGGAGCCCAUCCAGAAUGUCAAUGUCACAUCAAAUUGUUGUUACACCUUCACUUGUCCCACACCUGAAAUGGUGGUUGCAGGAAGCAAAUAUUUUAAAGGGUCGAUCACUUCAGUCGGCAGUUUUUUCAGUGACAUUGACAACGGAUGCCAGUCUGUACGGAUGGGGGGGACACAUGAAUGGUUAUACAGUGCAAGGCCGCUGGACGAAUCUCCAACGGCUACAACAUAUCAAUUGCUUGGAGAUGGAAGCCAUAAUUUUGUCAGUGACACACAAUCUACCACACCUCCAGAACCAAAAUGUAAUGAUUCGUACAGACAAUACGACUGUAGUACAAUGGAUCAAUCGUCAGGGAGGUACGAAAUCGGUAGCUUUGUGGAAUCUGACUUGGAAAUUAUGGUCUCUAGCUCUCAAGAACAAAAUAUGUCUGAAAGCAAGUUACAUAGCAGGCAAGAAAAAUGUACUGGCGGAUCGGCUGAGCAGAUACAGUGUCAAACAGACCGAGUGGUCUCUAGAUCAGACAGUAGUGAGCAAAAUUUUCACUCUCUGGGGUCAUCCUUUGAUAGAUCUAUUUGCAACGUUCGAAAACAAGAAAACACCAGUCUUUUGCUCAUGGAUACCCCAUCAACAGAGUUUUUCUGGGGAUGCCCUGUCAAUUGCAUGGCAGAACAUAUUUGCCUAUGCCUUUCCGCCAGUGCAUCUUGUUCCUCGAGUACUGCAGCACAUGAAACAGUAUCGGUGCAAGCUUAUUCUGAUCGCUCCCUUUUGGCCAAGACAGCAUUGGUUUCCACAGUUACUACAGAUGCUAAUAGCAUUUCCAGUACAAUUACAGAAAACAAACCUGUUGUCUCAGUCAAAGGGUCAAAUUGUUCACCCAGAACCUAAGAAACUAAAACUGACGGCAUGGCUGCUGUCGACAGACACUUGUCUUCAGAAGGGUUUUCUGAAGGAACUAGAAAAUUAUUGGCAGCAUCAUGGCGUAAAGGCACAAAAAGAGACUAUAACUCAAAGUUUAAAAUAUUCUAUUCAGUGGCUGGUGUACUGA